Molecule: messenger RNA, 1290 nt
Organism: Anopheles marshallii
Lineage: Eukaryota; Metazoa; Arthropoda; Insecta; Diptera; Culicidae
Gene: HtrA2
Product: serine protease HTRA2, mitochondrial
Exons: 3
Coding region: 1-1290 (429 amino acids)
Biological process (GO): proteolysis; programmed cell death; positive regulation of apoptotic process
Molecular function (GO): protein binding; serine-type endopeptidase activity
Source: RefSeq, a predicted model, not a curated record
AUGAUCAAAGUACACGCUGUGAAAAGCAUGUUUUGCGUGUUGCGAAAUUCCACUAUUUACCGGCAUCGUUUGCUGGCGAUUGUUCAUCUACCAAAUUCGUCACGACCGAUUAAAACAACCGAACAGCAUGGACGUAACGAUAAUGGCUGGAAUAUUCACCGCAAAGUUGGCAUAACGAUGGCACUGACCGGAGUAUUGGGACUGCUCGUUUACAAACAGUUGCAGACCUGUGGCAAACAGCGCGGCUUUAGUUGGGCAAUACCGGCAGUUAGUGCGAAAACGGACUUCACCCCAAAACGUAGCCAGCGAAGAGAUUUUAAUUUCAUCGCGGACGCGGUGGAACUAUCGGCACCGGCUGUGGUAUACCUGGAAAUACGAGAUCGACAGCAUGUAGACUUUUUCACCCGCGAACCAAUGACGGUUUCAACCGGGUCCGGGUUUAUCGUGGAAUCGAACGGCCUGAUUCUGACGAACGCGCACGUUGUGGUGAGCAAACCGCACACGAUGGUUACGGUGAAGCUAAACGACGGCCGUACCUUUCCCGGUCGCGUCGAGCACGUUGAUCCGGCGUCCGAUCUCGCUACGGUACGCGUACAGUGUGACAAUUUGCCGACGCUCAAGCUCGGCAACUCGGCGGACUUGCGGACGGGUGAGUGGGUGGUAGCGCUCGGGAGUCCGCUCUCCCUAAACAACACGGUAACAGCCGGGGUCGUAAGCACAACGCAGCGCCCGUCGCAAGAGCUUGGAUUGCGCGGCAAGGACAUUAACUACAUCCAAACGGAUGCCGCGAUCACAUUCGGCAAUUCUGGCGGCCCGCUGGUAAACCUCGACGGUGAGGCGAUCGGCAUCAACAGCAUGAAGGUCACGUCGGGGAUUAGUUUCGCCAUUCCGAUCGACCACGCGAAGGAGUUCCUGCGCAAAAUAAACGAAUCGCCUCCCGGAUCGGAACGGCGCUCGGCCAGUAAUGUGCCCGCCUACCGACGAUACAUCGGCAUCACGAUGCUAACCCUUACGCCCGAAAUCUUGCGCGAGCUGCAGCAACGCAAUCACAAUUUUCCACCCUUUGUGCGGGGUGGCGUGUUGGUGUGGAAGGUAAUCCAAGGAUCUCCGGCGUACAACGGAGGAUUGCAGCCGGGUGAUAUCAUAACGCACAUUAAUGGAAAGGAGAUUAAAAAUUCAAGCGACGUUUAUGAUUUGCUAUUGGAGCAGGACAAAAAGCUGUCAAUGUCGGUCUAUCGCGGCCAGCAACUUACCACGGUGCAUGUUUUCCCGGAGGAUACGGCAACCUAG